Molecule: messenger RNA, 642 nt
Organism: Cylicocyclus nassatus
Lineage: Eukaryota; Metazoa; Nematoda; Chromadorea; Rhabditida; Strongylidae
Source: the annotation of a GenBank genome assembly
AGGCAACGCUCUCGGAUCUGUAUAAAACACGAUACUUCUCAAACACUCCAACAAGAUGUCUCCUUUGCUGCCAAUUCUGCUUUACAUGAUACUUGGACAAUCUCUCGGUGAAGUGUUUCAAUGGACAGAGAGAGACAAAGUAGAAAUCAUAAUCAAAUUCAAAGACUAUGCCAGAAUGUCCAAAACUGGCAACAUUGGCAAACUUCUCGGUGAUUAUGGCAACAAAUAUGGUUUGCAUUGGGAUGAAAUGGAUGUGACUGAAGGAGAAAGAUGUAAAAAUGAAACAGGUUUGGAAAGAUAUCAAGCGUACAUUAUGGACUGUAACGAGUUCCAAAAGUACUUGUAUAGUCUCAAACCACGCAGAUACAACAUCGAGAUGGUCCACGUCAUCUGCGACCGUAUUGCUGCCACGAUUUGCAUGGCCAGAUCUUGCUCGCCGAGCGAGUACAAGAAGAUGGCCAUUGACAGUUAUGAUUGCGUUCACCGCGAGGAAGGAACGGGUGGAGGAUCAGGGGGUUACCCCUAUUAUCUCACUACUCGCCCCUAUUGGUAUACUACUUAAUAGUGAAGUUGAAGGGCAAGCUUUUGAUUCCGUUGCAGUGAUAUCGCAUGUGGAUUAUGCGAAAUAAACCUGUGACAGUU